Molecule: messenger RNA, 3938 nt
Organism: Monodelphis domestica (gray short-tailed opossum)
Lineage: Eukaryota; Metazoa; Chordata; Mammalia; Didelphimorphia; Didelphidae
Gene: CDR2L
Product: cerebellar degeneration related protein 2 like
Source: RefSeq, a predicted model, not a curated record
GCUUCUUGAUAGGUUUGGCGACAAGACCCGGCUCCUCCCCCGCCCCCUCCACCGAACCCGAGAGGAAAGAGGCUGCCGGCUGGGCUGCCGGGUGGGCAGGCGGGAUCUGCAGCACCAGCCGCGGAACUGACUCGGGACUGAGCCAGUGGCCGCGCGCCGGUCGGUUGCGGUUGGCGCUGGCAACGUCUCCGGGGCUCCGGGAAUCCCUCGGAGCCGCUCUGCGCUGAGCAGGGACCGAGGAGCUGCUGCUCCUCCCGUUCUCCUGCUCUCCCCCCCGCCCUCCAUCCUCCCUCCCUCCUUCUCCCGCCGUCCCCGCCCCCCAGCCCCUUUGUGCCGCCGCGGCUGCAGAAGACUCCCGAGCCACCCCGGAGCUCCCUGGCCCGGCCCGGCCCGACCCCCGGGAAGCAGGGGGUGGUGAUUAUAGAGUCCGGCGCGUCCGCCCCGUCCGGGGGGCCGAUGGCUAGGGGUAGCUACUCGGGCUGGGGCGCAGCCGCCCGACCCUCCCGAGGCCCCGCCUGCCUACGCCGCAUUGUCCCGGGCCCGGAGACCCGGGCCCUGAGCUAGGAAGGACGCCGCAGCUCCGGCCCGCCCUGGACGGGCCCAUGCGGAGGGCCGGAGGCAUGGAGGACUACUCCGGGGAGGACGAAGAGUCCUGGUACGACCAGCAGGACCUCGAGCACGACCUACACUUGGCAGCAGAACUGGGGAAAACACUGUUGGAGAGGAACAAAGAGCUCGAGGAGUCCUUGCAACAGAUGUAUUCUACCAAUGAGGAACAGGUACAGGAGAUUGAGUAUCUGACAAAACAACUAGACACCCUGCGGCAGGUGAAUGAGCAGCAUGCCAAGGUGUAUGAGCAACUAGAUGUGACUGCUCAAGACUUGGAGCUGUCCAACCAGAAGCUGGUGCUGGAGAGUAAGGCUGCGCAGCAGAAGAUCCACAGCCUAACAGAGACCAUAGAAAGUCUUCAAACCCAAGUUGAAGAGCUUCAGGGACAAGUGGAGGAGCUGAGGAGCUUGGAGCAGUUGCGGGUCCGAAGAGAGAAGCGGGAGAGACGGAGAACCAUCCACACCUUCCCUUGCCUUAAGGAGUUAUGCUCCAGUCCCCGGUAUGAGGACGGCUUCCGCUUACAUAGUUCCUCCACGGAUCUGAGCCCAAAGCCCUUGGAAAGGGAGAACGAGCAGCUGCAGGCCAUUGUGAGCUCCCUGCGUUCCCAGGUGAGCCAGGAGAAGCAGCGGAAGGAGCGGGCGGAGCGGGAGUACACGUCCGUCAUCCAGGAAUACUCGGAGCUCGAGCGGCGCGUGUGUGAGAUGGAAGGCUGCAAGCUUCGGGUGCAGGAGCUGGAGGCCGAAGUGCUGGAACUGCAGCAGAUGAAGCAGGUGAAGACGUACCUCCUGAGCCGGGAGGACAACCUGUCCGAGGCCUUGCUGGAACCCCUCAACAAUGCCCCAGAGGCGGACGAUCCUGAGCUCGGUGGGGAUGUGACCGCGGGGAAAGACGGCGUCCCUUCGCCCACGGCUUCCCCCGGCCAUGCGGUGCGCAAGAGCUGCAGCGACACGGCCCUCAAUGCCAUCAUGGCCAAGGACCUGGCCAAUCGCCACUUGGGCAACUACAUCCUGCACGCCAACAGCGUGCGCAAGCGGGGCAUGUCCAUCUUGCGCGAAGUGGACGAGCAGUACCACGCUCUGCUGGAGAAAUAUGAGGAGCUGCUGAGCAAAUGUCGGCAGCACAAAGAUGGCGUGCGGCACGCUGGAGUGCAGACCUCGCGUCCCAUCUCUCGAGACAGCUCCUGCCGCGACUUCCGGGCCGGGGAGGAGGGCCAGGGGGAAGAGUGGGGAGGGGGCAAGCAGGGCGAGAAGAGCCUUAUUCAGCACGUGGAGGCCGUGGACAAGAGGUUGGAGCAGAGCCAGCCAGAAUACAAGGCCCUCUUCAAGGAGAUUUUCUCCCGGAUCCAGAAGACCAAGGCAGACAUUAAUGCCACCAAGGUCAAGACCCAUAGUAGCAAGUGAGCCCCGCCUGCACCCCCCAACCCCCCUUGUUCUUGCCCCAGCCCUCCUCUCCCCCCUUCCCCCCAAGAUACAAGAUGCCCCGCCUCCUUUUCUAGCUUUCUGUUAAAGGGAGCCCUUUCUGACUUCCUAGUUGGGGUGUGAUGCCAUCAUUCCCAGCUGGAAAGGCUCCCUACAAGGGGUGGGAGUUGGGGGAAGGGAGGAUCCUCAAAAGAGGAUGCAGUAGUUGAUGAUGGUGCCAGAGACACCUAAGGAAUACCCCUCCCCCACCCCUGGAAUGGGGAGAGGGGUAUGGGGAGCAAAAAGUAGGAAGACAAACUGACCCCCUGUCUCAGGAGCUCCCAAUCACCCUUUGUGUCAGCCUGAUGAAGCAGCCCAGAGUUUGAAAGCCAGACAUCCCAGGGGAAGGAAGCCCCUCUCUCUCCUAUCCCUCUGGCUUCCAGGCCAUCUAGCUGGUCCUCAGCCAUAUGGCCCCAACUUUCUUUUCAAAGCCAUUCUGGAUCUGGGGGAUUUUUUUUUUCUUAUAAUGCUAGCUUCUCCCCCUCCCCAAGACUGAUGCACUUGAAGUAAGACCAUCCAGAGCUGCCUUCUGCAGUUCUGAUUGGUUUCCUGAACCCAUACCCCAGCACCCUACCUGGGAAUGCCACCCCAAACCCAGGUACCUCAUCACUCCAUUUUGGCAACAGUCGCUUAGUCCAGGGCAUCCCAGACAGCCCCACUCUGGGCAGAAAGCAUCCUCUGAGAGCAAAGAGGACCUCUGCCUUCUCCCCAGACUGUCUGGGUCCCCUAGGAUGUCGUAGCUACCCCUCAGGAGCCAGCCCAGCACCGUGUCUGUAGCAAGUGAACUCUGGGGAGGAAGAGGAGAGACCCUCACCCAGCUGUGAAGGAGCUAAACUCCUGCUCUUACUGUUCUCCAGCCUUCCCGGGAAAUGCCUCUGACUGUGUUCAUGCUUUCAGAGGCUAGGGUUGAGGGGAUUCCCAACUGGAGGGGACACCCCUCAUGGCAGUUGGGAUUCCCUGACUAGCAUCGUAGCAGCACCACUCCGCUCUCACCCAUGCUUGUGGUUUCUUACUUUCCUAGCCCCAGACUUCACUAUGUCUGCCCCUAUCUCAGGGACCAUAUCUCAUUCACAUACUCCAUCCAGUGCCCACUUCUGGGUGUAUAUACCAGCAUGUUACUCGAGCUUCAGCUUCCAGCUUACCCCACCCCUGGGGCCAGCCUGACACACUGUCCCUGCCCCAUACUGUAUUCUCUACCCAGUGGAGAAGAGAACCUAUUUUGCCUCCUGAAACUCCCCACUUUUCACCAAGGUGGCUCAGCCUCCUCUCUAACUUCCCCAGCCUCUUUAGGGGUAUGGGGAGAAGGGGCUUUGAUUUUCUUCUGGGCUUAGCUCUUCCUGACUGUGACUGUUGCCCCCUUCUGGGGCAUCAGUCAGGGAAGGACCAGGGAUUCACAGCCCUACCCCCAAGCCACUAUGUAUCCAAGAAUCUCAAUCCUGUGUGCUGACCCAUUAGCAGCCAUAGAGCCUGAUGGAGAGAGUUACCUGGCUCCUAUUCUGGGAGCUUCCAUGCCUUAUUUAUAAACAGAAAAGCAGUUUUCUUGAGCAUCCCUGAAGACACCCAACCUACUCUUGAGGCAUUACUGUGAUGAAAGCUGGUGGCUCUGGUCCUUUAUAUUCCCUUGAUUUUGAAUCUUCAUCCUGUGGGGCAGGGGAAACUUUCCAGUCAUUUGUGCGUUUCUUUUGGGGGGGGGGGGGUAAGGGUUGAGGGUGGAAGGAAGAAACUCCAUCCUAUCCAAACUCCAGCACACUAGCAUCCUACCAGCUUCACCUUUGAAGUGUACAUGAGAGAAAUAUAUUUACAAAUGCUUUAUUCUCUUCUUAAAUUAAAAAAAAAUGCAUCAGUAUUCUGAAAGCAGAAGUUGCCUUCAAA